GUGUGUGAAGGCGCCACGUCGGCAGAACCAGCAGGGUGAAAAAGAGACCUGCGUAGCUCUGCCUGAAACUGUGUGGAGAAGAGGAGAAGUUAAGAAAAGCAGCUGCAGAUUUAAAUGCGAGAAACAGAAGAAGAAGAAGAAGAACAGAAACACAGACUCAGACUCAGACAGACAGAAACACACACAGAGAGAAAAACAGCUUUAUUUAAUCUGCAGCACAGUUUGGCUCGCUGGGCUGAAACAGGAGCUGCACCAGUCUCAAGUUUCUCUGCUGCCAGGUGUGUUUGUGGGAGAGACUACUGGGAACAAUGGUGAAGAAUGUGAACAGCGUUAACACGGAGCCCCAGCCAGGGACCAGCGUGGCCUCGGAUGAAGCUGAACCCGCCUCCAGUCAGCCUGCAGAGGACACCGGUAAGGACCACGUAGCUCCUGCUCCGGGUAUGAUGUGGCGAGUGACCGGCGGCCUCUUCAACGUCACCAAGGGCGUCGUGGGUGCCGCUGUGGGAGGGGUGGCUUGGGUGGGCGGCAAGAGUCUGGAGAUCACCAAGUCGGCCGUGACCACCGUGCCCUCUAUGGGAGUGGGGCUGGUGAAGGGAGGGGUGUCGGCCGUGGCGGGCGGAGUCUCCACGGUGGGUUCGACGGUAGCCAGUAAAGUCCCGUUCACAGCCAAGAGGAAAGACAAGGCCGAGUGAAAGAGGAGGAGGAGGAGGAGCGGCGUGGGCGGCGAAGGUGACGACGACGAUGAUGAUGAUGAUAAUGAUUAUGAUGAUGAUGGAAAUGCCCCACCCUGAGCCAACAAAGAGAGGCUGUCAGCUUGUUCUACUGUCUGCCAAUCAAGACUUUCCCAAAAGGGUCCACAGGUGCCUUCUGAUACCUUUUUCUCGGUCUUGAACGUAGUCUUCUUGCCCACCACGCCGAGAUCGAGACUCUCAUGCAAAAAUACUAUGUUCAAAUACCUUUAAAAAAAAUAAAAAUAUAUCAGUAGUACUGCGUUACCAUGGCAACCCGGAACACCAGCAAAGAAAGAAACAUUAAGUCACCAAAAUGCUUCAUAUAUAUACAUAUAUAUAUAUAUAAAAAGUCCCUCAUGUGACCUGGACUGGGUUUGGAUGUCUGGCUCCAGGCAGAUUACACGGACUGGAAUCCACAUCAGCACGUGGUGGACUUGAAUAUUUUUAUCUGUUUACGAAUCAGACCGAGGCUGCUCCAGUCUUCUGUCUUCUCUCUCUCUCUCUCCUCUCUCUCUCUCUCUCUUUGCAAUCUUUACACACAUUUGGUGGUUAAAAUGCUGAUUUCCUUCUUUUUUUUCUCGAUGGUAUUGAAGUAAUAUUGAAAUCUGUGAGAGAAGAAUGAAAUGUUUCAGCGUUUAAUAAAAGCGAGGGAUCAGCAAAGCGUUCUUCAGGGCACAGUUAGCCUUCAUUAUGCCUGACCUUUUUCUUUAUCGUUCGGAAGAGCCCGGUGGCACGGUGUUUGUUUUUUUUAUACCCCAGCAGCCUUGAAUCUGCAUGUAAGAACACUUCUCUUAAAUGCAUAUCUGAAGACUGUAGUAGACACACUCACAAGAACACCAACACUGGGCUCAGGUCUUUUUUCUUUUUUUUUUUUUUUUUUUUUUUUUGGUUUUGUUCCACAGCUACGUUAUUGUUUGAAAUGUUGAAAUGUUUUUUUUGUUUUUUUCUUUUCAGUACGUAUGAAAUGAAAUGUUUAAAAAAAAUAAAAAUAAUAAAUGCUGUGUCGGACAUUUAAAGUUGAGUUUUAAAGAUUUAAGAAGAACAGUUUCAGCAGCUUUUUUUGUUUCAUUGACGGUUGCGUAUGUGUGUGAGAAGAAGAAGAAGAAAAGUGCCCGAUGUUGUCUGAACUGCUCAGUCAGUAAAAUGUUGAACUGUUGAACCUUUUUUAAUCACGGAGGGUUAACACGUCACUGGGUUUUUUGGAGGCAACAUUUGUGAACGUUUAUAUGCAAUAUCAACAUUUCAAUGCAACAUUUGGAGUGAGUGGAUGCUGUUGCUGAUGGGACUUAACUAUGUGAAUGUCUUGUAUGUGUUUUUUUUCCUUUUUUCAGUACAUAAAUAAAGUAGUUUGGGAAGUUAAGUAUAUCUGAUAUUCUGACUGGA
Molecule: messenger RNA, 2114 nt
Organism: Scomber japonicus (chub mackerel)
Lineage: Eukaryota; Metazoa; Chordata; Actinopteri; Scombriformes; Scombridae
Exons: 3
Coding region: 309-692 (127 amino acids)
Source: RefSeq, a predicted model, not a curated record